GAAGGGGCGGAGCCGUCCUCUCAGAUAUAAGGCUCCGGAGCCCGCAGCUGCGGCUCCCAAGGCCCCCUGAAAGGCCAUGGUCGCCCUGCAGAUGCCCCAGCUCCUCUCCUCGACGGUGAUCCUGGCGCUCUUUUUCCUUCCCCAGGUACAGCCGGCCGGCGUCUUCGAGCUGCAGAUCCACUCUUUCGGGCCGGGACCAGGUCCGGGCGCCCCGCGGUCCCCCUGCAAGGCCGGGGGCUCCUGCCAUCUCUUCUUCAGGGUCUGCCUGAAGCCAGGGCUCUCCGAGGAGACCGCCGAGGCUCCGUGCACCCUGGGCGCGGCGCUGAGUGCGCGCGGACCGGUCUACACUGCGCAACCUGGAGCUCCAGCGCCCGAACUGCGGCUGCCUGACGGCCUCCUGCGCGUGCCCUUCCGGGACGCCUGGCCGGGCACCUUCUCUCUCAUCAUCGAAACCUGGAGAGAGGAGUUAGGUGGACAGAUUGGAGGUCCCGCCUGGAGCCUGCUGGCGCGCGUGGCGGGCCGGCGUCGCCUGGCGGCCGGCGGCCCAUGGACCCGGGACGUGCAGCGCGCAGGCGCCUGGGAGCUGCGCUUCUCCUACCGUGCGCGCUGCGAGCCGCCGGCCGUCGGAGCUGCGUGCGCGCGCCUCUGCCGCUCGCGUGGCGCCCCCUUGCAAUGUGACCCGGAACUGCGCCCCUGCGCGCCAGUUGAGGACGAGUGCGAGGAACCGCCGGUGUGUCGAGCAGGCUGCAGCCCAGAGCACGGCUUCUGUGAGCAGCCGGAUGAGUGUCGAUGCCUGGAGGGCUGGACUGGGCCCCUCUGCACGAUCCCUGUCUCCAGCAGCAGCUGCAUCAGCUCCAGGGGCCCAUCAUCUGCCACCUCUGGAUGCCUCGUACCUGGGCCUGGGCCCUGUGAUGGGAACCCGUGCGCCAAUGGGGGCAGCUGUAGCGAGACCCUGGGGUCCUUCGAAUGCACCUGUCCCCGAGGGUUCUAUGGGUUGCGGUGUGAGGUGAGCGGGGUGACAUGUGCGGACGGACCUUGUUUCAACGGUGGCUUGUGUGUGGGAGGCGCAGACCCUGACUCGGCCUAUAUCUGCCACUGCCCGCCCGGGUUCCAAGGCUCCAACUGUGAGAAGAGGGUGGACCGGUGCAGCCUGCAGCCAUGUCGGAAUGGCGGACUCUGCUUGGAUCUGGGCCACGCCCUCCGCUGCCGCUGCCGCGCCGGCUUCGCGGGGCCGCGCUGCGAGCACGACCUGGAAGACUGCACCGGCCACACCUGCGCCAACGGCGGCACCUGCCUGGAGGGCGGCGGCGCGCGCCGCUGCUCCUGCGCGCUGGGCUUCGGCGGCCGCGACUGUCGGGAGCGCGCCGACCCGUGUGCCGCGCGCCCCUGCGCCCACGGCGGCCGCUGCUACGCGCACUUCUCCGGCCUCGUCUGCGCCUGCGCGCCGGGCUACAUGGGCGCGCGGUGCGAGUUCCCGGUUCACCCCGACGGCGCGGGCGCAUUGCCCGCGGCCCAGCCCGGCCUGAGACAGGGGGACCCACAGCGCUUCCUUUUGCCGCCGGCUUUAGGACUGCUGGUGGCCGCGGGCUUGGCCGGCGCUGCGCUCUUGCUGGUCCACGUGCGACGCCGUGGCCCAAGCCGGGAUACUGGGCCUCGCUUGUUGGCGGGGACCCCGGAGCCGUCGGUCCACGCGCUCCCUGAUGCACUCAACAACGUGAGGACGCAGGAAGGUCCCGGGGACGGCCCGAGCCCGUCCUCAGACUGGAAUCACCCUGAAGAUGGAGACGCUCGUUCGAUUUACGUCAUAUCUGCUCCUUCCAUCUAUGCUCGGGAGGCUUGACCUGGCCCCUCUCCAUCAGCACGUGGAGACAGAACCUGAAUAUUUUUGUGUUCUCUGCUUCAGACACUUUGGAGUUCAAGCUGGAAGGGGUGACAGAGAGAAUUUUGCCAUUGGAAGUUGUACAUAGUGGUUAUUUAUAUCCUGUCUCUCUUUCUCUCCCAUGCCUCCAGAGAUAUCUAUAAAAGCUCUUAGUUUGAUCAGCGUUGACUCAUCAAGUUGAGUGCUUUGUAUGUGGUGUUGGGGCUGAGGGAAGAGAUUUGUGUCUCCUGAGAAGAAGAAUAGACAGGACUCUUGCAGAGGGUCGGAAAUAACUCAAAGUUGUUUAAAUAAACAAGAGAACGUAUUAGUUCAUAAAACUGAAAGCCCCGUGGCAGGUGUCGCUUCAGCAGGACUGAGUUCAGAGGCUCAAUGUUUUUCUCCAGUUGUCUCUGGGAGGACUUCAUAUGUAGGAUGGAUGGGCUUUCACUGCCCCUGGCUUGUCACAUGGCCUUACUUGAACUAGUGGCCAGGCAAGUGUGACAUAUUUUUAUUGGCCAGGUUUGGCCAUUUGUCUGGUGUGUGGCGGGGAUUAAGGUUAGCCUGUUCAAAUCACAUGCAAUAUGUGGGCAAAAGAGUGUCCCUUUCUCUACCAAAAGUCCUGGUUUGUUAUUAAUACUAGAUUAAGAUUAGCCUGUUCAAAUCACAUGGAAUAUGUGGGCAAAAGAGUGUCCCUUUCUCUACCAAAAGUCCUGGUUUGUUAUUAAUACUAGAUGUAAGUACUGUACCUGGCAGGCAAACAAACAGAACCAGUUGGUGAGAACAGAAAACCUAUUCUACAGAGGAGUGGGAGGCUCAGAGAGUAGGGUAAUUGUUGCAGCUCCUUUCUAAUGAGAUGGAGCAAAUCUAAGAUCUAGUAGAGAGGGGGAUACCUUCCUAAAUUUGAGGACUAUCCUAAAACUGCUUUAUACAUCUAAUACUACUUCGACCACUGAAGCUAUAAAAAGUAUGCCUCAGGACCUCUCUGGCUGUCCAGUGGUUAAGAGUCCACACUUCUCUGUGUGGUGUGGUGCAGCCAAAUAAAUAAAUAAAUAAAAAUUUUAAAAAGCCCACAUCAGCCAAUUUCUGCCAUUCCCCCUUCCCUGUAUUUUCUAAUGGCGGGGACAGUGCCCAAACACCUUUGGAAAUGAGCAGAAUCAUAGGGGUGAAAGAAAAGAGAACAGUGACAAAAGUAACAACAAAUGAAGGAGUCCUUCUAUGAAGGACAUCAGCC
Molecule: messenger RNA, 3089 nt
Organism: Cervus elaphus (red deer)
Lineage: Eukaryota; Metazoa; Chordata; Mammalia; Artiodactyla; Cervidae
Gene: DLL3
Product: delta like canonical Notch ligand 3
Exons: 9
Coding region: 77-1840 (587 amino acids)
Biological process (GO): Notch signaling pathway; multicellular organism development; establishment or maintenance of epithelial cell apical/basal polarity
Cellular component (GO): protein-containing complex; plasma membrane
Molecular function (GO): calcium ion binding
Source: RefSeq, a predicted model, not a curated record